Plasmodium vivax (malaria parasite P. vivax) is the source of this 3461-nucleotide messenger RNA. RefSeq lists its product as hypothetical. NCBI's taxonomy places the organism in Eukaryota, Apicomplexa, Aconoidasida, Haemosporida, Plasmodiidae. Bases 1 to 3387 code for a protein of 1128 amino acids. The transcript has 4 exons. The record is from RefSeq and is a predicted model, not a curated record.
AUGAGCAACAUGCUGCACGAAGAAAAAAGCCAACACGCGCUGCACAAACAUGUCGAGCAACACAUACACAUUUUAAACAGCACAGAAAUAUCAGACAAAGACAAAAAAUUAAACGCCUUAAGAAUAAUAUAUGAAAAGCUGUCAGAAUUUUUUACCAUUUGCAAGGAGGAAGAAAAGGAAAAAUUUUGCCUCUUUUUUCGGAACUAUCUGCUGUGCCAGCUGCACAAAUGGAUUAACGAAGAAUUCGAUGAGUGCAGGAAUUUUACUCUUGACAUUUACUUUUUAAUUGAAAAAAAUCUCGAUGAUACAUUGCUAGACUGCGUGCUAUUUAAAAAUGUCAGUAAGGAUGACAAUUUUCUUCAUAUCUGUACGAACAGAUUAAAGGAAGAUAAAAAUAAAAAAAUUAUAGAAGAUAAAGAAGAAGUCAGGUUAAAAAUUGUGCAAUUUUUCAGCAUUAUCGUCCACAGAUUUAGGAACAAAUGCGCAGACGUUGCUCCACACGUGCUGGACAUUAACCCCUAUCUUGAAGACAUUUUAACGGCUUUAUCAGUUUUAAUUAAAGACCCCUUUCCCCUUAUAAAAAAAAUCAGCUGCCAGUUGUUAUGUGAACUAUCGUUUGAAAAUCAGCCGAAGGACUUUAAUCACCUGUACAGGAGCCUGUUGAAAGGUUUGUUGACCGCCUUAGCCGUAAGACAGAAUGACAUUCGCGAGCUUGCUCUGAGAUGCCUGAAAAAGCUGCUAUGCCUCGGGAGCAACAGAGAUUUCCUUGAAGACCUCGCAGAAUGUUUAAAAAACGUGUGCAGGAAAAAAUCGAGCAACGUUUUGCUCCAAGUGGUGGAUUGCAUUGAAGUUUGGAAUUUACAGAUUAGCGACUUGAGCAAGUGCGAAAGGGCUAAACUAGUGUUUAUCGUCCUCUUAUGCGCGAAUGCAAAUAUAUCCCCUUCCUUCAACGAGCGAUGUUACACUGCGCUGAAAAGGAUAGCCUCUUCGUUAAAGGGAUUAGCGAGUGGGCUAAGUGAGAGGCAUAUCGGCAAAGAGGAACUUCUCCAAAAUGGCACACCUGAAAAGGCAAAAACGAACGCGCAUCGAAAUGAGGAAAAUGUUGGUGAGGGAAGAACCGUUUGGCAGAAGGAACACUGCUGUGAGCACUCGGGAGAAGCACCAUGUGAAUAUUUUUUCUCCAGGAUGAACACCCUGUUUUACACACCCUCCCCGUUUAACGUUGUGCGCAGCGAUAUUCCUGCCCUCUUUGGGGAAAUAAAAAAGGAACUAUUCUACGAGAUUAUGAAUAAUGAACGAGGUUUGUGGAGCGAAGGGAAGGACGAUUUCGCCAGCAUUUUAACCGCGUUUCUGUUGUGCACCCACCGCGACACGGUUCAUUUUGUUAGGCCCAUCUUGUCCUUUGUGUACAAAUCGCUGGUCCUGUUUAAGUACAUCGACUGCCCGACGACGCCCUUGUUGGUGAGCGGUAUCUCUGCGGAGGGAGUCACACAGAAGGGCGCCCCACCGAAGGGAGUCACACAGAAGGGCGCCCCACCGAAGGGAGUCACACAGAAGGGCGCCCCACCGAAGGGAGUCUCACAGAAGGGCGCCCCACCGAAAGACGCCUCGCUGAAGAACGCCGCCUCCCAGUACGGCUACGAAUACGAGUCCUUUUUGUACCUCACCAAAUUUGUCUGCCUAAUUAUCACGUGUGGGUAUUUAACGCCCCUGAGUGUGACGCUCCCCGAAGUGGCCCAACUCCUACUAGGCGACUGCAACGUUAAAAAAGUUGCGGAGAGCUUUUACAAACUUAGCGACGUAUCCCCGGGUGGCGCGCAUGAUGGAGAUGAAAGUUGGAGAAACAACUCCACCGUUUGUUUAACCAACAACAGUGGUGGAGCUGGCACAGAAUAUAUUUUUUCAAACACGAAUUAUCACAAGUACCAGCGGAAGGCGUACGAAAGGUGGUGUGCGCACAGGAAGAGCGACUUUCUUUUGGAGGAGCACGCUGGUGGGGGUGGUCAGCUGGAGCAGCACUUGGAAAAGAGAGCCACGGAUGAUGACCGGGGGGAAGAGCCCAAGGAAGGGGGACCGCUAGAUGUGGUGAAGAGAGAGGCGGCGAACGGAUCGGCGAACGGAUUGACGACCGGAUCGACGAACGAAUCGGUGCUCUACCCCGCGGACAGCGCCCCCCUUAUCUGCGACAACAAAAAAAUCGUGCUGAUGAUGCUGUCCCAGUUGCUGGCCGGCCAUUACCUGCGGAACGUGCUGGCAGAAAGCAAACUGGAGGACGAAGACAUAAAUUUCAUUCUAUUUCUAAUAAGCGAAAAUGCGAAAUACGAGCAUGUAGAUGCGUUUCCCUACAUGUUAAUAACCCUGGAGCAUUUGCUAAACAUCAUCGGGGAGGACUGCAAAAAGUACAGCAAAAUUUUUUUCCACUUUUUGGUCAUGUUACAAUCAGAUACCCAGUUUUGCCCGCAAUCACAAGUGCAAAAAUUAAUUGAAAAAAUUGAGCAUUAUCACUAUGGGGAGAAAGCCAAAAUUGAUUUUUACAACGAUGAGUAUGUCCACUUUGUGCAGAACGUCCCCACGAUGAUAAAUAUAAACGACUUUAACAAUUUCAAAUGUAACAUUGAAUUUUUAAAUGUACUUUUGUGUAACAUAAGCGAAGAAGUCAUGAUGGAGCAGUCCACACAUUUGAUAAAUUUUUUACUCAUAAUUAUGAAUCAAGAAUUAAGGCCAUUCAUGAAAUCAGAAUUUUUAUUAUUCUUAAAUUUGUUUUGUUCCAGAAAUAUUUUCCCCAAUUUUUUACAAAAAAAUUCGCAACAAAUUUUAAAAAAUAUUUUGUUGCCCUUGUGCACAUGGAAGAGUGGCCUGAACGAAGCGCAGACACGAAAAGGAGCUCUACAUUGCAUAAGAACAUUAUUCGUAAAAAAUGCCCUCCACAAAUUUGUACUUGAAAAUAAUGUCCUCAUUGAAAAUUUGGUGUGUGUGCUAAAAUCCUCCAUUGAUGAUACGUGGAAUGGAGAAAACAGAGAAAUAGCCAUCGCCAUAUAUGCACAAAUUGCAAGGCGCAUAAGCAAUAAUAAUAUUUUGCUCGACUUGUUAAAAAUUUUGCUGAAGCUAAUGGACGACUCAAGUGGCACAAUUCGUAAGUUGUCCGCAAAUGGAUUGUAUUCCCUUUUUCUGAAUGAGUCUUUAAUUAUAUCUGAUGAACUUUGUGAGGAGAUUUUCCCCACCCUGCUGCUCCACAUGGAUGACGACUCUACAGAAGUCAGUGAAACGCUUUACCGUACCUUACUGCUUGCCAGAAAGUUUAACCAGACGAUUUUUAUGAAGCACGCGAAAAAUUCCUGCGAGUGUACCGCACAUGCGAAAUGGUACAAGGAGGAGCUGCUCAAAUGAAGCGCCAUUUGGUGGAGGCCUGCGGACGGUUAAAAAGGUACCCCCGCUUUCUGUAGAACACGCGUAGGAGCAAC